Molecule: messenger RNA, 1887 nt
Organism: Aureococcus anophagefferens
Lineage: Eukaryota; Pelagophyceae; Pelagomonadales; Pelagomonadaceae
Exons: 1
Coding region: 1-1887 (628 amino acids)
Molecular function (GO): flavin adenine dinucleotide binding; oxidoreductase activity, acting on the CH-CH group of donors
Source: RefSeq, a predicted model, not a curated record
AUGAUGCGGUCCCAAGCUCUGCGCGCGCUCGCGAAGCGCGCGCUCUCCACUGCUACGGCAACGGCCUCGUCGACGCCGCACCUCACGUCCUCGAAACUCCUGCACGGCCGCGAGCUCCAGUUCCUGCUCCACGAGUUCAUCGACCUGCAAGCGCUGCUGGCGACGGAGCGCUUCCGGGACCACGACGUGGAGACCAUCGAAUCCAUCGUCGAGGCCGGGUCGACGCUCGCCGAGGAGGUCUUCUACGACGCGAACCCCGUCGGCGACCGCGAGGCGCCGACCUACGACGCGGACGCGGACGUGGUCGUCCACCCCGCGGCCGUCGUCGACGCGCAGAAGCAGUACGCCGAGGGCGGCUUCAUCGGCAUGACGCUGGAGCAGGACAAGGGCGGCCUCGGCCUGCCCGUCUGCGCCGCGGCGCUCGCGAACCUGCCGUUCUCCGUCGCGAACACGGGCCUCAUGAGCUACCACGGCGUCACGAACGGGUCGAUCACGCUCCUCGCGGCGCACGGCUCGCCGGAGCAGCAGGCGACCUGGCUCCCGAAGCUCACGUCCGGCGAGGCCUACGGCACCAUGUGCCUCAGCGAGAGCCACGCGGGGAGCUCGCUCACGGACCUCCGGACGUCCGCGGCGCCGAACGGCGACGGGUCCUACGCGAUCAAGGGCAACAAGAUGUGGAUCACGGGCGGCGACCAGGGCCUGUCGGAGAACAUCGUGCACUUCGUCCUCGCGAAGCUCCCCGGCGCGCCGCCGGGCGUCAAGGGCAUCUCGCUCUUCCUCGUGCCGAAAGUGCUGGAGAACGGCGCGCGCAACGACGUCUACCUCGGCGGCAUGAACCACAAGAUGGGCCAGAUCGCGUCGGUGAACGCCGGCGAGCUCCUCUUCGGCGACCGCACGGGCGCGGCGACGGGGUAUCUCGUCGGCGAGCCCCACGAGGGCCUGAAGUGCAUGUUCGUCAUGAUGAACGAGCUCCGGGUCGGCGUCGGCAUGGGCGCGGCCGCGUCCGGCGUCGCCGGCUACACCGCGGCGCUGCGGUACGCCCGCGACCGCGCCCAGGGCCGGCCCCUGACGUCCAAGGACCCCGCGGCGCCCAUGGUGCCCAUCGUGCAGCACGCGGACGUGAAGCGCAUGCUGCUGGCCGCGCGCGCGUACUCCGAGGGCGGCGUCGCGCUGAGCCUCUACGGCGCCGAGCUCAUCGACAAGAUGGCCGUCUGCGAAGACGCCGCGGCGAAGCAGGAGCUCCACCUCGUCCUCGAGCUGCUCAUCCCCAUGAUCAAGUCGUGGCCGUCGGAGUGGGGGCUCGAGGCGAACCGUUUGGCGAUCCAGGUCCACGGCGGCGCGGGCUACACGACGGACUUCAUCGUCGAGCAGCUCUACCGCGACGCGCGCGUCAACUCCAUCUACGAGGGCACGACGGGCAUCCAGAGCCUGGACCUGCUGGGCCGCAAGGUGCCCAUGGCCGGCGGCGCGGCGCUCGCGGCGCUCGCGGCGCGCGUCGCCGCGGACGCCGAGGCCGCGGCGGCCCACGCGGAGCUCCGCCCGGCCGCGGCGGCCCUCGGGGCGGCGCUCGAGACCUUCGGGAAAACGACGGAAAAGCUCGUGGGCGUCGCGGCGGCGGGCGACGUCGACACGUUCCUCGCGAACUCGAACGAGUACCUCACGGCCGCGGGCCACCUCGUCGUCGCCUGGAUGUGGCUCAAGCAGGGCACCAUCGCGUCCGCGGCCCUCGAGGCCGGCGCGGGCGACGACGACGCCUUCUACCACGGCAAGCUCCACACGAUGUCCUGGUUCUUCGCCCACGAGCUGCCCAAGGUCCACGCGGCGUCGAAGCUCCUCGCGUCCCUCGACACGCAGAACGUCGACAUGAAGGACGAGUGGUUCUACUAG